Molecule: messenger RNA, 506 nt
Organism: Plectropomus leopardus (leopard coralgrouper)
Lineage: Eukaryota; Metazoa; Chordata; Actinopteri; Perciformes; Serranidae
Source: RefSeq, a predicted model, not a curated record
UCUCUGGGUGCAGCUGUGUUAUAGGGAACGUGUCGUGGGGCGAGGAGGGCUUCGCUCUGACAGGGAAGUGUGGCAGCUCCUGCCACCACAUGCCGCUCUUCCUCUCCUUCCUCUUCAUCGUCAUCUCCUUCACUUUCCUCUGUAGCAUCCCAGCACUCACUGCCACACUGAGGUGUGUGCCAGACAGCCAGAGAUCCUUUGGACUCGGGAUCCAGUGGAUUGUGGUGCGCACACUCGGUGGUAUUCCAGGACCCAUAGCGUUUGGCUCUGUGAUCGACAUCUCCUGCUUACUGUGGCAGGAUAAGUGUGGAGAGCAGGGCUCCUGCUACCUCUAUCAGAACUCAGCCAUGAGCCAGUACACACUAGUAGCUGGUAUCAUCUAUAAGAGAAAUACAAACGUACAUCUCUUGAAUUCAACUAUCUCUCGGUCAUGGACGACUGACACCAGGGACACACCAGACGUGGAAGCGCCUCGAAUAGCUGCGAAGUGCCGAGAGGCGGAGCCA